Molecule: messenger RNA, 1045 nt
Organism: Prorocentrum cordatum
Lineage: Eukaryota; Dinophyceae; Prorocentrales; Prorocentraceae
Source: the annotation of a GenBank genome assembly
AGCGUUGCCGAUUUGGCUCAAGAAUCAGCGCGGAGCCUCCCGCAGCCGCAGCGGCACCCCUCGAAGCAACGACGGCGGCAACAGCGUGUCCGUUGCUCGCGGAGGAGCCUGGUCGCGAUACCAGUCCUGCAGGCGGUGCGAGUGGGAACCGCUUGGCCGAGCGCGACUGGGUCUGCUGCUGCGGCUCGAGGAGUCGUGCACCACGCGCAACGAGCCCCUAUCGGCCAUGGCGCCUCGCCGCCUCGCGGCCGCAAGGCUGGCGCAGGCGCUGGCAGCAACAGCGCGCUCCAGCUCCCCAGCUCCGUGCUGGACUUGGCGUCCGAGGCCAUCGCUGGCGCAGCAGCCGCUGGUGGCACGGCCCCCGAGAAGGUGCAGCAGGCCUUCUGGCCGUGCAGCAGCAUGCGGAGAGGCCGCCGCCGCCACAGCCGCCGAGCCGUCCUCCGAGGACGCCUUCCGCAGAGCGUCGGGCGUGUGCAAGGACCUGCACAGGCGCCACCGGAGCGCAGUGGAGCAGGUCCCUCGGUGCCGCAGGGCCCCUGGCACGGCGGAAGCUCGCGAGCAGCGGCUGCGAAGCAGAAGGCCGCCAGCGCCUGCGCUGCUGCCGCCCUCUGCCGCGGGGCCGUCAGCCGGCUCUGCGGCGGACCUCGUCCAGCUCUCCUGGGGCGACUCCGCCUUCGAGGACGAGGGCGCGGAGGAGCUCGACGAGCUCCAGUCGCACUCCACCGGAGUCAGGGCCACGCUCGAGCAGGCCAAGACCCUGGCCGAGCAGAGCCGCCAGCGAGCAGCCAACAAGUGCAAGGGCCCUGCAGGCCCAGCCGCGCCUGGGGCGGCAGCUGCGGAGUCUGCAGCGGGCCCCGCCCAGGCCACCCCCGCCGCCGCGCAGCCUGCCGCCCCCAGCAUGGCUGCCACCACUGCGGCAUCGACCACACCGCCGCAGCGGGAGGCAGCCAAGCUCAGCCAGGCCAAGGUCCGAGCCGCUGAGCAGGCGACCGCUGCAGCCUCCGCCGCGGUCAAGACCAAGGGCCAGGAUGCAGCCGCUGCCGCG